Messenger RNA from Dacryopinax primogenitus, 1257 nucleotides. RefSeq lists its product as uncharacterized. Gene Ontology annotation, cellular component: cytoplasm. Gene Ontology annotation, biological process: nuclear-transcribed mRNA catabolic process, non-stop decay; ribosome disassembly; RNA surveillance. NCBI's taxonomy places the organism in Eukaryota, Fungi, Basidiomycota, Dacrymycetes, Dacrymycetales, Dacrymycetaceae. Bases 1 to 1257 code for a protein of 418 amino acids. The transcript is spliced from 5 exons. The record is from RefSeq and is a predicted model, not a curated record.
AUGAAAUUAGUAAACAAGCAUAUAGACAAGGACGGAAAGGGGUAUGUGACGCUCCGACCGGAGGAAGACGAGGAUAUGUGGCAUAUUUACAACCUCAUCCAAGUAGGAGACGAAGUUCGCGCACCUGCAAUCCGACGAGUGCAGAAUACGACUACGACAGGAUCAGUCUCCUCCGAACGGAUCCGACUCAACCUCACCCUCGAAGUCACCCGCGUCGAGUUCUCCCCCGGAGCAUCCGCGUCCACCGCCCCGACCCCGGGAAACAACACGGGUGACACGGGGACAGCGUCUCUUCAGAUCUCAGGCCGAGUGACAUCGGAAAAUCAGUACGUCAAGAUGGGGGCUUUCCAUACCCUGGACCUGGAGGCAAAUAGGGAUUUCAAGCUGGGGAAGGAGGAGUGGGACAGUGUUGCGCUAGAGAGACUGCAGGAGGCUUGUGUGGAGGGAAGGGGUGCCGAUGUGGGGGCGGUUGUUUGUGGAGAAGGGACGGCGGCGAUAUGCUUGCUUAGCGAGCAUAUGACUGUCAUAAGACAGCGGAUCGAGGUGCCCGUGCCGAGGAAACGCGUUGGGUCGACGACGCUGCAUGAGAAGGAGCAGGGGUUGAACCGGUUUUACUCUACAUUAUACGCCGCCCUCCUGCGCCAUCUGCCUAUAGCCACCCUCCGCGUGAUCGUCAUCGCCUCCCCCGGAUUUGUGAGAGACGCAGUCUACGACUACAUCUUUGCCGAAGCGACGCGGACGAACAACCGCACCAUCCUCUCAGCACGAAGCAAGUUCAUCCGAGUGCAUAUCACUUCCCCGCACGUGCAUUCCCUCGUCGAGGUCCUCCGUUCACCGGAAGUGUCUAGCCAGCUCCGCGAGUCCAAGUUCGCAAGGGAAGGGAUAGCACUCGAUAAGUUCUUCAAGAUGCUCGCAAAUGACGAGAUGCGCGCUUGGUACGGGCCUGAGCAUGUCCGGCUAGCAGCGGAACGUGGGGCUGUGGGGACGUUGUUGAUCAGCGACGAGCUGUUUAGGAGCAACGACUUGAAAGAGCGGAAGAAGUAUGUCGAGCUGGUGGAGAGGGUUCGACAGGGCGGAGGGGAAGCUCUGAUCUUCUCCAGUAUGCAUGAGAGUGGACAGCAGUUGAACCAGCUCACAGGAGUAGCGGCGAUAUUGACAUUCCCCCUGGACGUGGAGGUCGUAGAGCAAGAAGAGAAGGAGGCGAAGGAAGAGGCGGAAAAGGAGGCCAAGGAGGAAGCUGCAGUCAAUGGGGCAUGA